AUGUCCUUAGUCACUUUGGUCGGCUACCCAGCCUCAGGAAAAUCUUCCCGAGCAGCUCAACUAGUUGCCAGUAUCUCCAAGCUUUUGCCACCCCAUUUGUCCGCCGUUGUUGUCUCCGAUGAAACUCUCAACAUCGCACCCUCUGCUUACGAUGACAGCAGGACUGAAAAACCGGCCCGAGCAGCCCUCUUCACGGCAGUUCAACGAAUGCUCUCGCCUACUACUGUUCUCAUUGUCGACGCACCAAACUACAUCAAGGGCUUUCGCUAUCAGCUCUACUGCGCAGCCAGGGAAAUGAAACUCCGGGUGUGUACGAUCUAUGUGGUUGCUACCCCAGACCUUUGCCACAAGUGGAAUGACGCUCGUACCGAUGGUCGGGCUUAUUCAACAGCAACACUCGAAAACCUCAUUGUCCGGUUUGAAGAGCCAUCCUCAAUGGUUCGAUGGGAUUCCCCACUUUUUACAGUGCCUUGGAACGAAGAACUACCGACAUCUGAUAUUGCCCAAGCUAUCCUAAGUGGGUCUGUCAAACCACCCAAUUCGGGCACUAUUGCGGCUGUAAAAGCCCCCACCGACGCCUUGCAUGUUAUUGAACAGAUCGCGACUGCCACCGUUGACGCCAUAAUCAGCGCUCAAGCUGAGACACAAGGCAGUGGCGGCCUCGUUACUCUCCCGAUAUCGAGUGAACUGAAACUACCCAUUUCUUUGCCCCCGCGGAACCUAACCCUAUCGGAGCUUCAACGUCUCAAGCGUCAGUUCGUUACCGUUCACAAGAAAGCCGUUACUCUGGGAACCACCGAAAAAGGCGCCGUAGACUGGACUGAACAGAGUGUAGCCCAUAAAUUUGUGACGUAUCUCGAAGAAUAUCUAAGGUCAUAG
Molecule: messenger RNA, 879 nt
Organism: Mycena indigotica
Lineage: Eukaryota; Fungi; Basidiomycota; Agaricomycetes; Agaricales; Mycenaceae
Exons: 5
Coding region: 1-879 (292 amino acids)
Source: RefSeq, a predicted model, not a curated record